This is a messenger RNA of Lucilia sericata (common green bottle fly), 13107 nucleotides long. It is a transcript of the gene pcx, whose product is annotated as protein pecanex. Gene Ontology annotation, biological process: endoplasmic reticulum organization. The transcript is spliced from 10 exons. Gene Ontology annotation, cellular component: membrane; endoplasmic reticulum. The coding region runs from base 719 to 10801 and encodes 3360 amino acids. The record is from RefSeq and is a predicted model, not a curated record. Lineage: Eukaryota; Metazoa; Arthropoda; Insecta; Diptera; Calliphoridae.
AAACAUAGGCAAAGAAGUGUUAAAAAGAAAAAGUAGAAAUUUUUCCACAGUGCGAAAAAAUUAAACGACCUUAAUAGCAGAGAAGAAAAAAAGUAAAUUUUCUUUUCGAAAUUAAUUAAGUAAAACUUAAAUAAAAUUACAAAUAUAUAAACAAUAAAUAUUUAAAAAAAUGAAGUGUAUAAAUUACAAUAAAACUACAGUGAAUGUGUCGAAAAAAACAUGACAAAAUUGUAAAGAAAAAUCAUAUUACGAGGUGAUUAAUGGGCAAAAAAUAUAAGAGAAGAAAUGAAUAAAAAAAGUGAAAUUCAAUAGAAUGACGACGAAAAAACACGACAAUUAUUGAAAAAUCAAAGAAAUAAAAAAGUUAAUAAGAGUUCACAGCAUAUAAAAUGAUUAUUAAACAAGAUUAACAAACAAAGAAAUUACGAAAAAGAAAAAAAUGUUUAAGAAAAUUUACAAAUAAAUCAAAUUACUCAGAAAAAAUAAACUAAAACACACACACAUAUACAAAGUUUGCAACCAUCCCGGGAGUGUUGGAUUACACACUGGGUUAAGAAAAAUAUAUAAAAAUAAAUUAAACAUUAUUAAGCAAAAGAAGUGAAAAAAUUACGAUUACUCAAAUUUUUUUAAGCAGAAAACGAAAAAGAGUUAACAAGUAAACGCAUUCAUAACAUUUAAUUGCUGUUUGCAGCCCAUUGGCAAUGCCUGGGCGUAAGCCAUGGGUUCUCAGACCUUGGAAAUAUUACGUCAAGGCGUCUGGGCCUCUUUAACUGGUGGCUGGUUUUAUGAUCCUCAUCAAAGUGUCUUUUGCAAUGUAGUGCACUUGUAUUUAUGGUUGUUCUUACUCUGUACACCUUUUGUGGCCUACUUGUAUUUCCCGGAAACAUGGCUAACAUGGUGCAUUUACUGUAUACUCACCAGUGUCACAGUGCUGCUGUUGAAAGUGGCCAAUAUGGCAUUGCAUCGUCUAUACGAUCGGGCGCAGUCAAUGUCAGAGGCGAAUAUAAAGCAACAUUUUUUCAAGGUUACCAAGGAAACGGCUACAGAAAGAAGUCGUAACAAUGAACCUGGCAUUGAAAUGAAGGUAAUGCAUGUGGGUGAAGAAGAGGUGGAUAUGGCAGCAUCAGUGGAUAAGGCCAUCAAUGAAAUAAGUGCAGAAAAUAGUAUGGUUUCUAUAGACAAUGUCAAUAGUAUAAUUGAUUUAAAAGUUGAUGUACAUCGUAAAAACAGCUCUGAAUCUAUAGAGUUGAUGUUCUACGCUCCCUCUAUGUUAUCCGGCAAUAGCCAACAGGAUCAACAGUCAUUAGCCGGUACGGCUAGUAACUCCAAAUCAAUACGUUCCUCGCACACUUUAAGCCACAAUAAUAAUAACAACAAUAAUAACAAUAACUCCAUAAGCCUAACAGAUCCACAAGCCAAAUAUAUAUCAGUAUAUCCCAAAGAUAACAGUCCUAUAGCCUCUACUAGUUCCAAUUGCAAUAACAGCAAUUUACACGGUACCCAUGCAGCUCAAAGUAACGCCCUUAUAGGACCCAAGCCACCACAUUUGAUUAGGAAAUCCUCGGAAAUAGUAAGAGGUCAUCAGCGUCGUCGUCUGGAAAGGCAAUCAAGUUUAGAUGCAGCCGCAGAAUCAGCUAUAGUGGCGAAAUUGUUAAGACAAUCUUCGGAUACCACAUCCAAUACGAAAAUGUUAACGGCGCCUUUGAACGCCGCCUGCCAAGGAAAUGCUGAAAAAUGUGAUAGUUUUUUACACGCACAAUUAACGAAGGCUGGUACUUCUGCUUCCUCCACGACGACAGCGGCUACUGGAAAUUCAUCAACUCUAGCUCAGGCACAACGAUCAAAUACAACGAUUUCGAAUACGAAUGCAUUAACGGGGUCUUCAUCUGCACUCAAGAGUACUCGCCUGCAGCGGCAUCGCUCCUCUGAGACACACGAUGAACGUUUGAAACAACAGCAGCGUGGCAGUAGUAUGGGGGCGACUGGUGCUGCUCCUGGUGGUGGUAUAUUUCUCUCCAUACAUCAUGAGAAUGGUCAUCAUUAUCAUCACUAUAGACAUCAUCAUACUCAUAGGCGAGGCGGCAGCGGUGGUGCUCCUCCUAUAGCCAGCAGUGGUUCAGUGGUUGUUUUAGGUUCAGGUGUUAAUACCAGCGAUAGUUUUGAUGUCGAUGAUAUGGAACUGGGUUUGGGAGGCAGUGCCAAUGUGGUGGCUCAUGGUAGUCAUUUGAGUGGAGAUGGUAGAAUGAGAGCUUUGCCAUCAUGGAUUUUGGGCUCCUCAUCCGAUGUUUUCAUUGAAGACGACAGUUUCACUAAAUCCGAUUUGGGUAUCGAACAACUAGACGAUCGUAGCGCCUCCUCAUCCACGCGUGUUCAUCCUCAUGCCAAUCAGUAUCGUUUAAAUCAUCCGCAUCAGACAGCACGUGGUGCCAACAUAACUAAAGAUCCCAUUUAUACAAUAUCAGCUCUACAGCUGCACAAACGCCCGCGACGAGAAGGAGCCAUUAAACGACGCCGGCACUCGAAUGCCACAACGCUAUUUAAAACGCCCACAGAUAGUUCCUCAAAUGUUGGCAGCCAGCCAGCGACCACAACUACGGUAAGGCGCAUUAAAAGUGCUGCUUUAGAAGUGGCCUGUCCACGACCCUCAGUAUCGAAUUUAUGUCCACACCCCAAUAGUGUGGAGGCCAUUAAUGGUCAACAACAGAUAAAGAAUCCGCAAAAUGCUUUGCUGCCGCCGCCCAGCAAAUGUCUGGUGCGUAAUCCUCAUUUGAAUUUGUGUCCCAAGUUUGGAGGCAGCUUUGGUGGCAGCUCUACAAAUAGUAGUCUGGACUUUGGUUCUACUAAUGCUCUCAUAGAUCCCGUGUUUGAGCUGAAGGAACAAAAGGAGAAACAAAAGAAAUUGGAAUUAAAGAAAAGUGAAGAUGCGGAAAAGGAGGAAGCGAGUAGUAAAGAGAAUAAAACGAAAGUAGAGGAGGUAAUGGAUGAUGAAUCUCUAGGGGCUGUAGGUGGAGUAUGUCCUCACCACUUCCUACAUUCCCAUAAUCAGCGUCAGCAUCAUCAUAGUGCUGAAUCGGAUGUGGGUCAGAUAUUGAAUGACAAUAAAAACGAUGAGGAGGAAGAAGAAAGUGAACAGUUGAAUGGUGAUAAUGAUACGGACAACAACGAUGAAGAUGAAGAAGAAGAUGAGGAUGAAGACGAUGAGGAGGAGGAUGAUGAAGAGGAGGAAGAUGACGAUGAUGAAUUUAAGGAUUUCGAUUAUAAUGUAGAGCAUAUUUUAGAGGUUUUGGAACAUACCCACAACCAGCUGGAUGAUGAUUUAAGAAAUCAUCAGCAACAACAGCAGCAGAAGCAAAUAGAGAUAAAUAAACUGAAAAAAGAAAACGAGGCGGAGCAUCAGCAUAAUAGUGUUUUAAAGCGAGAAGAGGAUGAUGAAGAGGAAGACGAUUUAGAGCAUGAAGGUGCCAUAGCCUUAAGAGAACGUUUACAUUCCACAGAUUCUGAAACAGAUAAUAACGGUUCACGCUCUCCUUUACUGAGUAGCAGCAAUAAAAAAUGGAUUUGCACCACCAAGGAAAAAAUCAAUGAUAAACAAUUGAAAGAUGAAGUCAAAGCGGUACAAAAACAAAAGCAUUCCCUUAAUAACAAACAAUUAAAUAUGGCCAAAUUGGAACAGCCCGAUGGUGAUCCGCAAGCAGCCCCUGUACAGGCUGCACAGGCAAAUCAACAACAAAAUCAAAAUAAUGUUAGAAGAAAUGAAGCCGAUUCCGGCUGUCCUUCCAGUGAUUGUGAACAAAUAAGUGCCAGUUCUAAAGAUGUCUUAUUGUCCUCCAUGGAAUUGCCAAAAUCUACUAAAGAAAUAGAAGCUACAGAGAAAACAAAAAACUCUUUAGAUUUAGCCGAAAGUUCCAGCAGUAGUAACACAGCGGUGGGUAAACGUUUAGGAGCCAUACCCAAACAAGUGCAAUAUAGAGAAGUAGAUGAAAGAGCGGCCGCCGAUUCCUUGCAAUUAAGCGGUUGUUCGCAUAAUUACAAAAGGCAUGCGGGUAACUGGAGUUCAGUGGCUCCCUCAAGUCAAUCUACCCAGACUCCCAACUUAAAAGGCAUUUCUAGAACUUCCUCCUCUUCCAAUAGCUCUCAUAGCGUUAGUGCUGAAUCUUUUACAGCGGAUAUACACAAAAUGCUUUGGCUUAUGCAUGGCGGGGCGGUAGAUGAACGUGGUCGACCGGUAAAUGCAGAAAAUUUAGCCUCCAUACCUCCUCCUAAUCAAAGUAACAUGUCCAAUGCUCAUUUGCAGUUUUAUCAAGAUGCUUUAAAAGCCUUAAACUCUGCUUCCUCGGCUGAGAGAUUAGCCUUAACCGAACGUUUGUAUCAUAGAGAACAAUUGCUGAGACGCAGCUCUAGGCAAAGAGAUGCCGAAUCCAACAGUGCCAUAGAACAGUGGCAUUUGGAUUGUAAUGAUUCGGGGCCUCAUAUGUUAACCACAAACGGUUCACGCUCUACUCCUCUCACGCAAGUAAUGAUAGACUCUCCCUCCUCUGCAAAUGUUCUAAAUAAUCGUAAUGUUAGCGCCGCCACCACUGUCUCAUUAAAAGGUUUUAUACAGGAAAUCAUUAACGAUGAAUUGCGCAAUUUGGGUUCUACGCAAAGAGUAGGCUCCACACCCUUAACCUCGGCUAACAAUAAUGCCACCAUGGCUGCCAUACUCAAUGUGGAUGGUCAUCAUAUAGAAAACUACUGUGACUAUUGGCGUCCCACCUGCAUGUUGUCAUCGGAAAAACCCUCCAUUGCGCCCAAAUCAUUCUACAAAUAUCGCUUCAAAUUGGGCAACUUUAAGCAAGAGUUUAAAAUCUCCAUGGAUCGUUUGGAACUAUUGGCUCUAUUCGAUCGUGAUAUCCAUUGGUUACAUAUAUUCCUAUCGGUAUUUCUAAGUGCUGCCGUAGCCUAUUUAGGCUCCUCCAUACUACAGCACAAUUACUACAAAGAUGUGUUCGCCUUUUUGUUUUGUGCUGUCAUAGCGGGUUCACAAUAUUCUUUGCUGAAAAGUGUACAACCAGAUGCUGCCUCUCCCAUACACGGCUUCAAUAAGACGGUGGCCUAUUCGCGUGCCAUUUAUUUUUGCAUGUGUUCGGGUUUGUUGCUGAUAUUUCAGCGUUUGAAAGUUGAAUACGAUAUGGCCGCUAUGAAGGGAGAACCUCAGCCGGAAUAUACAUUUUUUGGUAUUGAGUUUCAACCUGCCCAAGUGAAUGGCUUGGUUUUACAAGCUCUUUAUAUAUUUUUGUUAAGUUUUCCCUUGAUCUUUUCUUUGGGUUUGUUUCCGCAAAUCAAUACUUUUACCAUGUAUCUGAUGGAACAGAUUGAUAUGCAUGUGUUUGGUGGUAAUGCAGCGGGAAGUUUGAUAGGUAAGUGGGUUCUGUCCUUGUGUGUAAUACGUUCAUUUUUGGGUGUUAUGCUUUUGUAUGGUCCCCUUUAUGCGGCCUUCAGUGAGGGCAAGGGUACUCAACACAUAAUCUUCUCUAUAUUUUGUGCUUUGCUUAUACCCUUGGGCUAUCAUUUGUCACGCUCAGCCAGUGAUUUUAGCCACAUAUGGGCUAUAGUGAAAAAUUGCAUAAUGUCUACCUAUCACGAGGAUGACGAUGAACUAAGCAGCACCAGUACACAGAAGCUAACCUCUAGUACACCGAAAAGAAAUAGCACGCAUAAGAAACGUGAUGAGGAAACGAAUACACAACAAAGUGAAAAUAUUGAAAUGUCUUCAUUGGAAAAGAUAGGUGAGAAUAAUGAGACCCCCGAAGAAGAGGUAGAGGCAGAUAAGGAACAGACAUCGUUGCAACAAAAACGCAGUAAAUCGAAGGCCUCUUCUUUGGGUAGUAGUAGCCAGACUUUGGGUAAAACUUUAUCCACCAGUAAAAAGGCCAUUACAGCUUCUUCUAGUUCUUGUAAUUCGAAUUUGGAAACUGAGCCUCAUAUUAAAGAGGAAGAGGAGCUGGAGCCUCAACAAACUAAAAAGGAAAAUGCUGCUGUCUCUUCCAAAGAAACAGAGGCCGAUAAAAUGUCUACAUCCUCUACCACCAAUCCAGCGGAAAUGUCCACUUUGACGGGGGCAAUAAAUGAAAAUGAUAAUGAGGUUUUCACCAUGAAUUGUCCAGAUGUAUCGAAUGCUGAGUCAGAAACUAAUUCCGAUCCUUUACCCAAAAAGUUACAGUACACCGUUAAUACUCGUUUGAAAAAUGAUUUUGUGGUCACCAUCUUUCUGGCAGUGGUUGUUCUAGGUCUACACUGCAGCACUGUGUUUACAGUAUUACAACCCGAUUUGAAUAUAGUAUUAUAUGGCUUCACGGGAGCUUUGGGUUUCUUGCUACACUAUAUCAUACCACAAAUGCGCAAACACAUGCCUUGGCUGUGUUUUGCCAAACCUUUGCUGAGACAAAAGGAAUAUGGACGCUAUGAGGUUUGUCACGCUCCCAAAAUCAUGUGGUUUGAAAAGUUUUAUAUCUACUUGUGUCUGCUGGAGAAAAAUGUUUUAUUUCCUUUAUUGGCCAUUUCGGCUUUAACGGCUGAUGCUUCGGUUAUAGCCGCUAAAUAUGGCAUAGCUUGGGGUACUUUAAUUGUGGCAGUAUGCGCUUUAAAAUUUAUACGCAAUGCUUAUUCGGAUCCUACCAAUCAGUACCUGAUCGUUAUGUUUACCGUUUUAUUCUUUCGCAUCGAUUUCGCCAUGGCUUCGGAGACUUUUCUUAUUGAUUAUUUUUUCGUUUCGCUGGCUUUUAGGAAAUGCUGUGAUUUCUUUUUGAAGCUGCAAUUUAUAGUCACUUAUAUAGCACCUUGGCAAAUAACUUGGGGUUCAGCAUUUCAUGCAUUCGCCCAACCGUUCAGUGUGCCCCAUUCGGCCAUGUUAUUCCUGCAGGCUGGCAUAUCGUCAUUACUCUCAACACCCCUGAAUCCCUUUCUGGGUAGUGCUAUAUUUUUGACAUCCUACGUUAGGCCCAUUAAGUUCUGGGAACGUGACUAUAAUACACGGCGCAUAGAUCACUCGAAUACCCGUUUAAGUUCACAACUUGAACGUGAUUUGGGAGCGGAUGAUAAUAAUUUGAAUUCGAUAUUCUAUGAGCAUUUAACACGUUCCCUACAGCAUUCACUGUGUGGUGAUUUGCUAAUGGGUCGUUGGGGUAAUGUCAAUCAGGGUGAUUGUUUUGUUCUGGCUUCUGACUAUUUAAAUUGUUUGGUUCAUAUCAUCGAGCUGGGCAAUGGUUUGUGUACCUUUCAAAUGCGCGGUUUAGAAUUUCGUGGCACCUAUUGCCAACAGCGUGAGGUAGAGGCCAUAACAGAGGAUGUUGAGGAUAAUGAUGGCUGCUGUUGCUGUGAUCCUGGUCAUUUGCCUCGUAUGCUUAGUGCCAAUGCCAUGUUUUCAACACGUUGGCUGGCUUGGCAAGUGGUGGCUUCCCAAUAUGUGGUCGAGGGUUAUUCGAUAUCCGAUAAUUUAGCCAGUGCUACCUUACAAGUAUUUGAGUAUCGUAAGGUUUUGAUAACCUAUUAUGUUAAGAGUAUUAUUUAUUAUGUUAUUAAAAAUCCUAAAUUGGAUGAAUGGCUGAAUUCUGCUGUGAUACAGGAAGCUUUACAGCACACCAUGAGUAGACAAUUUGUGGACCUGGAUCCUAUUUUCAAUUUUAAUUUAGAUGAAGAUUUUGAUUUUCGUGCCGUGGGCAUAACACGCACUAGUUUUUGUUAUGUUUACCUGAGUUGGCUGAAUUAUUGCUAUGACAAACGCAAGGAGUCAUUAAAUCCUACACAAAAUCCAACACAAAAUCCCACACCCACUUCUGGUCAGGGAGUUACCACCCAGCAACCACAACCAGCAACUGCUGCCUCUACCAGUACUUUGGCUAGCACUCCCAACUUGUCUACGGCCCAACAGAAGUCUCAGUCACAGCAGCAGCUUAAGAUAAGACCUCAAAAAAGUGCCACCAUGACAGGCAGUAAUGAGGGUGUGGUUAACUCCGUGGAACAAAUGUCUACUUCCCAUUCCCUAGCCAAUAUCUCACGCCAAACUUCAGAAAGUGCUCCAGGCUUGAAUUCAACAACACCCUUAACCAGAUCCAGUAAAUCGGCACCCUCGGGCAGUAAACAUGGUUAUCAAAAAGGUGACUAUUCUCCUUCUGCUAGGCAAGAAGCCAGAGCUGCCUCAGCUGAACCUUCCAGAGGAUUGCAACCAGAUAAACCUCCUCAAAUAAAACUAAAAGUACCUUCUAUAGCUAAAGACUCGCCCAUAGUUUCGCUAUGUUUGGCUUUAAGUCUUUUGGCUCGCAGAUCCCUGGCCACUGCCUCUCAUAGUUCUCUAACAGGAGUAGAAUUCUUUUUACACGGUCUACAUGCUUUGUUUAAGGGAGACUUUCGUAUAACUUCACCCCGUGAUGAAUGGGUAUUUGCUGAUAUGGAUCUUUUACAUGCGGUAGUAGCACCAGCGGUUAAAAUGGCCUUAAAACUGCAGCAGGAUCACAUUUCCAAUCCUGAUGAGUUUCGAGAUCCUGAUGCUUUAUUUGAAGCUAUAGAUACCUGUGCCAAAGAUUUGGUUAUUUCCCACGAGGCCGAUCCGGUAUGGCGUAGUGCAGUUUUGAGGGGUGCUCCCAAUCUCUUGGCUCUUCGUCAUGUUAUGGAAGAUGGUUCAGAUGAGUAUCGCAUCAUACGCUUGACCAAACGUUUCCUCACCUUUCGUGUUAUCAAAUUAAAUCGGGAAUGUGUGCGUGGUUUGUGGGCAGGACAGCAACAGGAAUUGAUUUAUUUGCGCAAUCGUAAUCCGGAAAGAGGCAGCAUACAGAAUGCCAAACAAGCCUUGCGCAAUAUCAUAAACUCCAGUUGUGAUCAGCCUAUAGGAUAUCCCAUCUAUGUUUCUCCCCUAACCACUAGCUAUGCGGACACUAAUGAACAGUUAAAGGAUGUUAUAGGAGGACCCAUUACCCCAGAUGCUAUAAAGAAUAACAUAUUACAAUGGUGGCAUCAUAUAAGGGAAAAGUGCCGCCAGGGCUGCAGUUCAGGCUCUUCCAUAGAAACCACACAUUUAGGUUUACCCUCCGGAGCUUGCAGUAAUCUGGGAGAAAGUGGUGAUUUGAGGCCCGUAUAUAUUUCUCCACCCAUUUAUAACACUUUGACCGCUAGUACAAUGUUUAGUUUAGCCGCUACGGGAGUACCUGGAGCUACUUUAAGCUCACAAUUUGGCAGUGAUGGUUUAUCCUCCAUGCGCAGUUCUAUAACCGUUAUCAAACCUUCCUCUACCACCUUAUUGGCUGGUCUACUCAAUCGUGAACAGGAGCUGCUAAAAGAAGCUAGAGCGGGUGGUAAUAAACAGCAACUUUCAUCUUCCAGCAUUAGAUCUUCAGAGCGUAGAGCCACUCUACCCAUAGCCAGCACUAGUUCAGUUUUACCCGAAGUCAUUAAAGAUUCCGAUGAUUCUUCGCAAACUUUGGAUAAAGAUGCCUCUAAUGAUAGUGUUGCUGCGGGAGCGGUAGUUGGGGCAAAUUGUACGGCUUCUGGCAGCCCGCGUUAUACAAAAAUCUAUUGUUCCUCGGGCAAUCUGGGUAUUGGUAAUAUAAUUACUAAUCCCGGUGAUUACCCGCGUAAAACAAAAGGUCCCAUCUGUUUAACAGCGGCUGCAGCAGCGGUACAACAGAAUUCCCCACAAACAAAUGCCAAUAGUAAUCAAUCUGGUAUAGCUAUAGUAGCGGGAGGAGAGUUGGGAGCCGGUUCUAGUAGAGUAAACCAGGAUCAUCAAACUUCACAGCCCAGAUUUGCAUUAUUUGAAAAGGUUAUCAUAGUGGAUGAAAGAGAGAUCUUCCAUAACAUCGAUCAAUGUCGUCGCAUUGUUUGGCCCUUUGAAGCUUUACGCCAAAAAGGCGGCCGUUUAUCGUGGGAUGGCUGGGAACCUCGAGCCGGCAUGGUGGGCUAUGUCAUACACAUUUGGCGUCCCAAUCAUCCCAAUAAAAUGCAUCGUACUCCUCUCAAUCGUGAUGUCUAUCUCAUAGAGAUAGGCAAAAACUAUGUGCCUGUAACGGCCAGCGGUCUAAGGCAAUACAACCAAGCCAUGGAUAGUACACAAAAGGAAAUUGAAACUUCCAGACGCAAUUCCCUACAAAGAGAAAUGUCUGAGCUAAGGCAACAGCAAGCAGAAAGGGGUUUGACACCCAUACUAGGCAGCAGUUUAGAAUCACCUACUUCUCUCAUCAAUGAAGCAGGCGGAGGACGCAAUUCGGCUUUAGGACAAAAAUCCAAAAUACAAGCGGUGAGUAGUAGUUCUUCAGAAGAUGAAAGUUGUUUAUUACAUCUACAAAAAGAAAGACAAGAAGAAUAUUUGAAAAAUCUUUGGCAACAAGUCAUAGAACAGGAACAAACUAUUAAAGAUGAAAUACAAAAUGCCACAAAUGCAACAAAUACCACACAGCAGCAACAACAACAACAACCACAGCUAGCUAGGGAACAAACCACUACAAGUUCCAUAGAUAAAAUAAAUGAACAAAAACUUGAUAUUAAUAAAACUAAACAAAUAGUUAACAAACAGACUGAAGAAUUAGCAGAUACUUCUCCAACUGAAACUGCUAAAGAAAUGGUAGAACAAUUGGUGGAGAAUGUGGUAGAAGAAUUGUGUGAUAAGGUAGAGGUGGAGGAAAAUAAACCGACAAAUGCAGCUUUAGAAAGUGUUGAAACACAAGAGAAACAUAUUAAUAUUAUAGAAAUUAAGUCGGAAGAUGUGGACGAUAUAGUGGGAGAAGAAGAGGUGGAUGAGUGUGGUAAUGUUAGUAUUGUCUAUAGCAUUUAAAAGGUAUGAAAACCUGAGAGAAUUCUAGAGUAGAAGCUUUCAAAAAGCUAAGGAAUUCUAAAGAAAACUUAAAAAAGUUUUUAAACAAGUAAUUAAGGGAAUUCAGCAGGCAAUUAAACUCCAGGGAAUGUAAGGAAAAGGCUUUGGAAUUCGGAAAAAAACUAAAGGGGGUUUAAAGCACAAAAAAAGAGAAAAAUAUUAUUCAAAUAUCUUUUGGAAUUCAGGAAGCAAAUGAAGGUUUGAGGGAAAACUAAUUUUCAAAAAAGUUUCAGAAAAGGGGUUUUAAAACUAAAAUUUGGGCUCCUUAGAGUUAAAUUUUCUUAGUUUCAAACUUUCCUUGGUAUACUUGAGUAUGUUCCCAAACCUAACCUCAAAUAAAAUAUCAAAAAUCCUUUUUCAAAACUUAUCUGCAGCUGUAAUUUGAAAGUAAAGUUAAAUUUAUAUUGAAAGCCACAGUAUUAAACUCCAGGCCCUUAAAACUGACAGAAAAUGUAACAAUUUAAUGAAAACUUAUAACCUAACCUCCAAAAACAGAAAGAAAUUGUAAUUUUAACUAAAAGUUCUAUUGUUUUUAAAGGUUUUAAGAUUAAACUUUGAUUUCACUAUUCAAAAUGAAAGAAACAAAAGAAAUUGUGAUUCUAACCUCAAAAUUUUGGCAAAAUCCGGGUUUCAAACCUUAAUUUGGACAUUUUUGUUAAAGAAAUGAUAAAACUUAAAUGUUUAUACUGAUUUAGAUGCUUUCUCUAAGUCACUGUUAUUAAAUGCGAAUAAAAUCUUAUAAUAACAAACUUUUGCCAAAACAUAACCUCAAAUAAAAAGAAAAAUUGGCCAAUUUUAAACUCAAUAUUGAGUUUUUUACAUUAAAAGGUUGUUUUUUAAAUUGAGUUUAGUUUAUUUUUCAACUCUGCUAUUGAAAUUAAGUCUCAACAGUUUAAACCACAACUUUUUUUCAAAAUUUAACCUCAAAAUGCAAAAUCUAACCUCAAUUUUGAAUUUUUGUUUAAUAACUUUUGGAAAUUAGUGGUUUACAAAGGUUUUUUUGUUUAAUCUUAGUUUUUGGUAUAAAAAUAGUUUAAUAGCAAACGUUUGCCAAAACAUAACAUCCAAAUAAGAAAAAAAUUGGCGUUUUUAACCUCAAUAUUGAGUUUGUUAGCCUAAAAACUUCUACAGUUAAGUAGUUUAUAAAUAUUUCUUUGUUAUAGUUGUUAACGUCAAAAAUGAAGUUUAACCGAAAUUAUGGGAAACAUAACCUCCAAAAAGAGAAACAUUCAGGGGUACAAUAAUGUUUUUGUUGCCUUUAAGGAAUAAAUUCUUAGAAUUUGGUUUAUUUUUAAAGUUUAUAAUUAAAACUUUUAUUAAACUCUACAAUAGUAAACUUUUCUUCGAAACUUAAACUUUAAUUAGAAGUUCUAACCUCAAUUUUGACUUUUUUAACAUUUUUUUAUAAUUUUGAGAUUUAUAAAGUUUUGAUGUUUAUUGGGAGACUUUGGUGGUAAAUUAGUUUAAAAGCAAACCUUUUCGAAAGCAUAACCUUAAAAGAGAAGUUUAAAACAAAACUUAUUUUAAACCUAACCUCCAAAAACUGAAAAAUAAUGAGGUUAUAAGAAGAUUUUUGUUACUUUUAAGGAAUAAACUCUAAUAUUUUAUAAAAUUUAUAAUGUUCUGCUAAUUUACACAUCUUUAGCAUUAAAAUUUAAACAAAACAGUUAAAAAGCAAAACUUUUUCCGAACCCUAACCUCAAAAAAGAAGUUUAAAACAAAAUUAUAUGAAACAUAACCUCAAAAAUAGAAAAAUAUUGAGACUUUUUUAAGAAAACAUUCAAAGUUUUAAAAAAUUUCAAGGUUUAUGUUAAAUUUCUAAGUUUUUCAAACUUUUUUUCGGGAACAUAACCUCAAUAGAUAAGUUUUAAAAUAAAAUCAUAUGAAACAUAACCUCUAAAAAUUAAAAUAAUGGAAUUUAAGACAAUAUUUAUGAAUAUUUUUCGAAAUAAAUUCAAAAUUUAAAUAAAUUUUUUUGUUUUAGAUAAAAUUUUCAAAAUCUUGUUGUUGAAAAUUAGAUAAAACGGUUUUUAGAACUUUUUUCGGAAACUUAACCUCAAAAAAAUGAAGAAUAUUUAGAAAUUCCCAAAAAAAAAACAAUAAAAAAUUGGAAUAUAUAUAGUGGCAGUUUUGUUUCAGUUUCCAAAUGAUUUUAAACAUUUUUGAUAUUUUCUCAAACUUAUUUUAAUAAAAUUGAAUGAAACUUUGUAAAAUUUGUUAAAAAUCUAGAUUUUGUGAAAACAUAACCUCAAAAAAUAGCUUUUUCU